AUGACCCAGCCUCCACUUCACUAUCGCAUCUUCACUGGAGGGGUAUCGAAAAUUUCACAGGCAUCUGGGCAGGAGCACCGGACAUAUCAACGAUCCAUAUUACUGGUGAUUGUUGGCCACAAAAACAUUGAUAACAAAGUCAUUUGUUCAACCCAAUCCAUUCUGGACUUCGCCUAUAUGGCACAAUAUCCCUCACUCUCAGCAGCCCAUCUUGACAAGAUGAAGGACCUACUUUCUACGUUCCACCACAACAAGGAUGUUUUUAUCCACAGAGGAGCAUGCAAGGCAUCACAUUUUCGAAUACCCAAAUUACACGGAUUGCAACACUUCGUCGAUGAUGUCAUUGUAGGAGGACCACCUGAUAACUUCUCCACAGAAACCCCUGAAUCUCUGCAUAUAGAAAUGUGCAAAGAUCCCUACCGUGCCACUAACCGCCAUGAAUAUGAUGAACAGAUUAUCAACUACUUGGAAAUUCAUGAUCGGUUAGCUUUGCAGCGAUCAUACGAGGCAUUCCGGACCAGAAGCCAAACAUACCUUGUGAGUGGUGGCUUAGUCUGUCAUUGUCGAUUUUAA
Cantharellus anzutake is the source of this 573-nucleotide messenger RNA. RefSeq lists its product as uncharacterized. The record is from RefSeq and is a predicted model, not a curated record. The transcript has a single exon. The coding region runs from base 1 to 573 and encodes 190 amino acids. NCBI's taxonomy places the organism in Eukaryota, Fungi, Basidiomycota, Agaricomycetes, Cantharellales, Hydnaceae.